This is a messenger RNA of Owenia fusiformis, 2163 nucleotides long. NCBI's taxonomy places the organism in Eukaryota, Metazoa, Annelida, Polychaeta, Sabellida, Oweniidae. The record is from the annotation of a GenBank genome assembly.
GAGUAUGAAGUUUUAUAUAGCUAUAUUCAGGAAGAUACACCACUUUGAAAUUACAAGAACUUCAAAAUCUCGCGAGAGUCUUCAGCAUGGACAUUUUCAGAAAACUCGGAGCCGGGGCUAAAUUCGAUUUUCAACGAUUUCGCCAAGAUGCACAAAAGUUAAAAAUUAUCAAGACCGACACAAGUCAUAAUACCAAGUCAUUAGAUUUCUUUGGUACGAACCAGAAUGAAUCUGCACCAGAACCAUCAAGCGUUGAAAAAGUAUCUCCUACUACACAAAAUGAAACAGUUAAGGAGCCUGGCAAGAAAAGAAAAAGAAAACUAGAUGAUGAGAUUGAAGAUGAUUCAAAUGAAGAAUCAGAAUCAGAUGGAGAAUACACAGAGCUUCAGCUACUUGGGAGUUUACGAUCUGACAUAAAAGGCGACAAAUCAAAUGUAAAACGAAAGAAAAAAAAGAAGAAAGUAUCAGCGAGUAAACUUAAAGAGCAGCAUCAAGAAAAAAUUAAUCAUUUCCGGAACCAGCACAAGAUCAAUGUUUACGGAACAGACAUCCCAGAUCCAGUAGAAAGCUUCCAGCAGUUGUGUGACGAGCAUGUAUUCAGUAGUAAAAUCAUAGAGAAUAUUUCUGAGUCUGGUUACAAGGCUCCUACACCUAUACAGAUGCAAGCUGUGCCUGUCAUGUUAGCCGGUAGGGAUAUUAUGGCAUGUGCCCCUACUGGCUCAGGGAAAACAGCUGCCUUUUUGUUGCCAAUAUUACAUCAACUGAAAGGACCUAGGAAACUUGGCUUCAGAGCUUUAGUGCUUGCUCCAACAAGGGAAUUAGCCCAGCAGACCUACAGAGAGUGUCUCAGACUGUCAGAGGGACUUGGAUUCCGAGUGCAUAUCAUUGAAAAAGCAGAAACAGCCAGAAAAAAAUUUGGACGCAAGACUUCCCAAAAAUUUGAUAUUUUAAUUACCACCCCAAACAGACUAGUGUAUCUCAUACAACAAGAGCCUCCAGUUAUCUCUCUGAAAAACAUCGAGUGGUUGGUGAUUGAUGAAUCUGAUAAGUUAUUUGAAGAAGGAAAGUUGGGCUUCAGAGAACAGUUGGGUGCUAUUUAUAAAGCUUGUGAUGGCCCAAGUGUGCGUCGUGCAAUGUUUUCUGCAACAUUUGCGCAUGACGUUGAAGAGUGGUGCAAACUUCACUUGGACAAUGUUGUACAAGUCUACAUUGGUGCAAGAAACUCAGCCCAGAAUACAAUACAGCAAGAACUUGUGUUUUGUGGUAGUGAAUCUGGUAAAUUGUAUGCCUUCCGGAACAUCAUUCAAAAGGGUUUUGAGCCACCAGUUCUGGUGUUUGUCCAGUCCAAAGAGAGAGCGAAAGAAUUGUUUCAUGAAUUGAUAUAUGAUGGUGUUAAUGUGGAUGUCAUUCAUGCUGAUCGGACACAGAAACAGAGAGACAAUGUUGUAAAGAGCUUUAGAUCAGGCCACAUAUGGGUGUUAAUAUGUACAGAGCUAAUGGGACGUGGGAUAGACUUCAAGGGUGUAAAUCUUGUCAUCAAUUAUGAUUUUCCUAAUAGCGCAGUUGGCUACAUACAUAGAAUAGGAAGAACUGGUAGGGCUGGCAGGUCAGGAAGAGCAGUUACUUUCUUCACAGAAAAUGAUUCAGUUUUGCUCAGAAGUAUAGCAAAUGUGAUGAAAGAGGCGGGAUGUCCAGUGCCUGAGUACAUGUUAAAAAUUAAUAAACCUAAUAAGAAACAGAAAAGGCAGAUGAGUCAGACGAAUCCAGACAGAAAGACCAUUCGCACAGUGCUGAAAGAAGAAAUAAUGAAGUCAAGGCUAAAGAGGCAGAACAUGAAUAAAAGAAAAUUCAAGGAGAGGCAACAGUCACAGAAAACAAAGACAUCUCAGACUUGACACCUAAGAGAGCUGACAUCAUUAAAGACAGUAACAUCUCAAACCUGACACCUGCAAUGAGGAACACCAAGCAGAGCUGACAUUAACAAUAUUGAAUACUGGAAUAGUAGAUAUGGAGAUAUGACAUUGAUAUAAUUUUGAACUAUUCCAGACAUUUUACAUCAAUGUGCUCUGAAAUCAUUUUCAACGGAGUGGCAGUUGCAGUCGUAAUAUGUUCAUGGUUCUUAAACCAGGCUUGUCAUUGGUCAUGUAUGAACCAUAAAUAAAA